AAAUGCGCCUCAGCAGACGGCACGAGCCCAAACUCCUGAGUCAGAGCGCGCGAUGGCUAUAAUUUGGGUCUCAGUGUUAUGCGCGUUGCAUGGAGUUCUUUCAGGACAAGCGCUUGGCAGAGAGCAGAUGCCUUUAGAGACAUGCUGUAAAAAUGGGAGAGUCUAUGGUCUGAGGAAUCAGCACUGUACUUCGCUUCUCCAUAUGUCCCAAUCCUCUAUCUGCAGGAUGGCUCAGAAGCAAUGCUGUGAAGCUGCACUGAAGGAAAGUCUCUGUACCAAUGGCAUGACCAGUGCCAAAAGAACUGGAAUGUGUGACUUCUCCCUUUUUCAGACAGACCCUUACAAAGUCAACACUGCCAAGAUGUGUUGUGAGUGCUGUGUGCUCGGGCAGCUGGCUCAGAGAGGGAAUUAUACCUGUGAGCUGCAGAUUCCCGUCACUGUUCACUGCAGGAAUGUGGCACAGGCAUGCUGCAUAGUGAAAGAGCAUGGAUUAAUCCACCAAGCUGUUUUUGGAACCCCCACAUUGUCACCUCUGCUGAAUAACAGUACCAGUGGUGGAGAUAAUAUCCAGGGCACUGACUUGUGUGCAGAAGGGGUAACAAGAUGUUCUCAGCUUUGUGUGGGUAACGGUUCUUGUGUCUGCCUGAGAGGUUUCCACCUUAAAUCCGAUGGCUACAGCUGUGAGGAUUACAAUGAGUGUCUGUCAGGCACUCACAGCUGCAGGCCAGGUGAAAGAUGCAUCAACACUGAGGGCUCGUACCGCUGUCAGAGAGAAACCAGCUGUGGCACGGGAUAUGAGCUGACUAACGCCAACACCUGCCAAGAUAUCGAUGAGUGUCUGGUAGGAACACAUAACUGUGGACGUGAAUUCAUGUGUCAGAACACUGUUGGGUCAUUUCGCUGCCAUCCCCGACAUCAGUGUGGGCUCGGAUUCAUCCAGGAUGCCGCCGGAAACUGCAUUGACAUCAAUGAGUGCUUACAUGAGAGGAGCCCAUGCCAACCUGGUCACACAUGUGUUAACAUUGUCGGCUCCUACACAUGCCAGAGGUUCUCAGUGACCUGUGGACGUGGUUAUCACUUGAACACAGAGGGUACACACUGCAUAGAUGUGGAUGAAUGCACCAGAGCAGACAGAGCCUGUCAGGGCCAUGACUGUGUGAACCUUCUGGGCUCUUUCCGCUGUGACUGUCGUUCUGGAUUUAUGUUUAAUAGCAUCAGCAAAACCUGUGAGGACAAUGACGAAUGCAGGAGCUAUCCAGGGCGCUUGUGCGCUCAGAAAUGUGACAAUACUCCUGGGUCAUACCGGUGCAGCUGCCAUCCUGGGUUCAAGCUGGCCAGGGAUGGCAAGAGCUGUGAAGAUGUGAAUGAAUGCGAGAACAGCCCAUGCAGCCAGGAGUGUGCGAAUGUCUAUGGCUCCUACCAGUGUUACUGUCACCGUGGCUACCAGCUCAACAACAUGGAUGGAUAUACAUGUGAAGACAUUGAUGAAUGUGCCUUGACCUCUGGGGGCAAAGUUUGCUCGUAUCACUGCUUAAACACACCUGGUAGCUAUGAAUGCACCUGUCCUCCAAAAGGCUACACACUCUCCCCCAGUGGACGCACCUGCUUGGAUAUUGAUGAGUGUGCAGCAGGAACACACAACUGUUCUGUCGCACAGAACUGCUUCAAUAUCUUGGGCGGAUUUCGCUGCCUGUCAUUUGAGUGUCCACCGAAAUACCGGCAUGCAGCAGAGAAUCGCUGUGAACGCUUGCCUUGUGAGCAGAAUAGUGAGUGCCAGACCCUGCCCCUGAGAAUCUCCUUUUACAAUCUCACAUUUCCCACCAACAUCCCCAUACCUGCUGCUGUUUUCCGCAUGGGGCCGUCCAGCUCUGUGCCUGGGGACAACAUCCAGCUCUUUAUCGUGGAUGGUGAUACAGAAGGAUUCUUCAGCAUCCAGAAAACAGCCCAUGGUGCAGUGGUGUCUGUGCAGCGACCACUGGCAGAACCCCGGGACUUCCUGCUUACUGUGGAAAUCAGGCUGAUUCGAUAUGGCAUCACAAGCAUUUUCGUGGCUAAGAUCGCUGUGUUUGUUGUUAAUGACCAGCCCAGUGUUCCCAACAGCUGGCAAAAACCUUAAUGCUGCUUCACCUUCUGUGUCUUAUUCAUUUUAGUAUUAUAGCACAAAUGUGUCAACCUUUAUUUGUUUUAUAUAAAAUCAGAUUUUUACAUAACCAUGGUUCUAUAACCAUUUCCUUCCAGAACAUGUGGAAUUUUCCUUUGUGUGUUUUUUCUACACUGGCUACCAAGUCAUCUCCUAGUGACUAUGAACUCAUAAGUGCUUCCUGUAUAAAGUCCAUUGUACCUCACACUAAUCCUCUGGUCUUUCCCAUCAACAAAAAUCACCUGGAUGUUCUACACUUGGUAGUAGAACCAUGUUUACAUAUGUAUCAUACCAUUCUACUUCUCAACGUUCUUGAAUUUCAGGGCAGUUUCCUUCCAGAAGUAGUUGAGACCAUAUAUUAAAAUC
This is a messenger RNA of Hemibagrus wyckioides, 2506 nucleotides long. RefSeq names its product fibulin-1-like. The transcript has 15 exons. Bases 53 to 2116 code for a protein of 687 amino acids. The record is from RefSeq and is a predicted model, not a curated record. Lineage: Eukaryota; Metazoa; Chordata; Actinopteri; Siluriformes; Bagridae. Gene Ontology annotation, molecular function: peptidase activator activity; calcium ion binding. Gene Ontology annotation, cellular component: extracellular region. Gene Ontology annotation, biological process: extracellular matrix organization.